This is a messenger RNA of Clupea harengus (Atlantic herring), 1743 nucleotides long. Its product is annotated as cell division control protein 42 homolog. The record is from RefSeq and is a predicted model, not a curated record. Gene Ontology annotation, biological process: small GTPase-mediated signal transduction. Lineage: Eukaryota; Metazoa; Chordata; Actinopteri; Clupeiformes; Clupeidae. Gene Ontology annotation, molecular function: GTP binding; GTPase activity.
UACUGCUGGUUUCACUGAUUUUAAAGGCCAAAAAGUAGUGUUCAUGUGUGUUUAACAACACGAGUGACAUUAACUGUGUUAUCUGGUCUAUAAAAGGAAUUCUGCUUUAUCUAUUAUACUUUUGUUUUCUAUCUGGUAUUGUCUUAAAUUAUGCUAACCGUUGCAUGCUAGCAAGUAACGUUAGAGGCUAACCUAAUGACAAGUGACGGGUAGCAGAGCCUCUCGAUGCAGACCAUAAAGUGUGUGGUGGUGGGCGAUGGUGCCGUGGGGAAGACCUGUCUGCUGAUCUCCUACACCACCAACAAGUUCCCCUCAGAAUAUGUGCCCACGGUAUUUGAUAACUAUGCCGUGACGGUAAUGAUCGGUGGGGAGCCGUAUACUCUUGGUCUGUUUGACACUGCAGGUCAAGAGGACUAUGACAGGCUGCGGCCCCUAAGCUAUCCCCAGACUGACGUCUUCCUUGUCUGUUUCUCUGUCGUGUCACCCUCCUCCUUUGAGAACGUUCGGGAGAAGUGGGUCCCAGAAAUCUCGCACCACUGUCCCCGGACUCCGUUCCUGCUGGUUGGUACCCAGGUGGACUUGAGGGACGACAGCAACACCGUGGAGAAACUGGCUAAGAACAAGCAGCGCCCCAUAUCGCCCGAGGGCGGGGACAAGCUGGCGCGAGACCUGCGGGCCGUCAAAUUCGUGGAGUGCUCUGCCCUCACCCAGAGAGGCCUGAAGAAUGUGUUUGAUGAGGCCAUCCUGGCCGCCCUGGAGCCCCCAGAAACCAAGCCCAAGAAGCGCUGCACACUGUUGUAGACAGAGCCAGGUAGAGAUAGAGAGAAACAGGGACAGGAAUGUGGACCAUCGGAACAGGUAGACCACGUAGAAAAGAGGAGGGCAAGAAAAGAGGGAGGGAAUGAGAUAGACCCUUUUUUCUUUUUUUUCAUCCAGUGCCUUGAGUAACCGAACUAAGAGAGUGAGGUGUUUUUGUGUGCCAGCUACCCAGUUUGCUCUUUGUCACUAACUGCCUAGUCUUUUUCAGAGAUAGCCUUAAAUAUACAGCAUCCGAGGAAAUGAAAACUUCUCCACAAAGAGCGUAAAGCACUAGGCAUGGCGGCGACGCUUCUUUGUCGUUUUUCCGCUAUUACUAACUUAAUCAGAACAGUCAGCUGUUAAAAUGCACAUCAUGAGCGCACGCAAGCACACACACCAGCAUCCCUUAACUAGGCCUAACUGGCGUGGUGAAAGUACAGAGAAACAAGCAAAAUGAAAAAAAAAAAGAGACGAUCAGUGAAGUGGGCGUAUUUUACUUGUGUGUCAGCUGCAACAACAAACUGGAACUCAAAAGUGCUUCUUACCUCCUCACUGCCUCCUGCAGGCAAUAAAAUGAACUGAACCUCUAUAUUCUUACGAUCGCUGUGGAGAAUUAUGGUGUAUUAAUAAUAACUUGAGUAUUGUUUUUAAACAGCGGGGAUGUUUUUUUUGCAAUUUGUUUUUUCAGACCUGAGUAUUUUUAUUGUUAUUUUUAAUAUUACUGAAUUGCUUCAUAUUGUGCCAAUAUUUUGAGUGCCACUCCAUUGCUGAGGUUUUUUUUUUCAUAACAAACUGUUCCACUCCAGUAAUCUAAUCGAUAUUUUGUUGUUAUGAUUAUUAAUGAGAAUGCAAUAAUGACUCUGUGACAAUGGUGACCUUGAGAAUUUUUGAGCAGGUGUUUGAAAUGGUGGAAUGUAUGUAAUAAAACAAUACUGUUUAACUGUA